UUUCAGAUUUUGAAAACAUGGGACAGUAUCAUUAUAUUACGCUUGCGGAAUUACGUGAAUUAUCACAUACUGCUGAUGAAAAUUUCAAGGUUAAUAUAUAUGCAUAUGUAGCCCAUUUAAAGAUACGUUCACGAUCGACAGAUGUGUCAGAAGAUGCCCUUGUUAUUACGCAGUUGGAGUUACGUGAUGGUAGCUUGGAUACUGAUACAACUUGUAUCAUUUAUAGUGAGCCAUUGGAAAGUUUCUCGAGUCAAAUACAGAGCGGUCAAAUCAUUCGAAUGCAUCGCGCAAAAAUCAGAAAAAUGACAAAUGGAGAAUUGUUCAUUUAUGGGAAGCUUAAAACGGUCGGUUUUGCUGUUCUUCUGUUUAGUGGUCGACUUGGCGAUAGUUUUACCCCCAUAUACCAGUCAUCAGCAAAGUUUACUAUAGCAUCAGAUUACGAAGAUAGGAUAAAUUCAUUACGCAUAAGCAAUCAGCAGUUGGAAGGUCCAUCGGAUGAUAGCAGAAUUUCAGAUGGUCAACACAUUACUACUACACCGAUAAACCCAAACGUAGCAUAUUUCGAUGAGGAAAAAAUAAAUGAAAUAAUUAGAAAUGCACAUGUUCAUCGCUUGAAUGAAUUUUUUCUCGGUGGUUACAAUGAUAUUACUGUACAAGCAAUAGCUCUAUUUAUUGAUGAUCGGAACAAUGUGAUAUUGCGUUGUUGGGAUACCACUUCGCCACCGAGGAAAAUAUUUGUGCUUAAUCCUGAAUUCAUUAACAAAGUAAUAUAUCGAGAUGGAAAGAUGGAAAUGACAGCAGUAAACUAUUGGUGUGAUAUAGUGUUAUACGAAGAGCAUGGUGAUUUUGCUCGAAAUAAUGUGAAAUGUGGCGAUAUACUGCUACUUAUUAACAUUCAUUUAUAUCACUCACUGAAUGGUGCUGCUUUUGCAAUGCACGGUGGUCGACGUUACAAUAGGUCAAUCAUUAUUCUUGAUGAUAACAACAAAUUGAAACUCGACCUUUUGCGUAAUAUUGAUGAAUUCAAUGCUAAAUUAGAUGGAUCCAAUAUGCAAACUAACGUUGAAGAUAAAGGAACUGUCGAAGAUGUGCAACAACAUCCAUAUACGACUAGCAUGCAGCAAAUCACUACGACGCAAUCAUUUGAUGAAAUGAAUGGCUUGGAGAAUCAACAGAUAGAACUGUGGAAAUGUUGGGCUAGAGAACGGAUGCGACAAAUUCACGCCGUACAACUGGCAUGGAUUUAUGCCUAUGUCUGGAAGAAAAAACAACACGCAGAUGCGCAACUUCAACGAUCAUUCAAUCUCGCAAGAAUGGCAGUGCAAUUCAUUGUCCGACAUACUCUUGAACGUCUCUUUGCCUAUAAUAAAGAUCUAUUUGCAAAUUUUGCAAAGCUAUCACGUCGACAACGGAAUACCAUACUUGCAAAUUUUUUGUUGACGUACAUGGAAGGAGCAUACGGCGAUGAAGUAACUUUGAAACUAAGAAGCCCUGCUCAUGAAAUACCUGAAGAUGAUGAGCAAUCGGAUGACAAGUCUGAACAUGUGAAAGCUUCCAAAAUGAGAAAAGAUAAAAGCCUGAAAGAUGAUAGUGCAUGGAGUUUAUUGUGCAACUUAUUGCCUGGAACAGUUCUAAAAUUUUCAAGUUGGCAAGUUAGUUUUUCAUACAACGCAAAGAUGAAGAUAUUUUUUGCGUUAAUCUGCAAUAAGUGUAGUCUUUGGUGCACUACAUCAGCUAGGAAUUUCGAUAUGACUCCACUGUGUCCUUCUUGCUUCAAACGCGAAAUUACUGACAGUCAUUUAUUCCUUCAGUGCUACUUCCUUUUCAACGGGAUGCUACAUGAAGCGGAAGCUCGAAGUGAAAAGUAUUACUUUCUGUUCCCAAUUCAAGUUUUGGCAUUUUUUCUUGUUGAUGUACCCGAAAGUCCGCUGGAAGCUGCUCAGAAGUACAAGAAGGGCCUCUCUGACGACCAGAGAAAGGCUUUGGCUGCAUCAAUUCAGGAACAAAUGCUGUCUAAAUAUUUGUUCACUUUGAAUGAAGUUAUCGUUCGGAUGGUUAAGGGAGAUGUGGCAGUUUUUGAAGUUGAAAAGCUUACAUUUGUAGAUCGAUGAAAUGUCCAAUAAUUUAGCUAGAAAACCUAACAUUCCAUACUGUUAUUUUAGUCCUG
Molecule: messenger RNA, 2167 nt
Organism: Loa loa (African eye worm)
Lineage: Eukaryota; Metazoa; Nematoda; Chromadorea; Rhabditida; Onchocercidae
Exons: 17
Coding region: 18-2111 (697 amino acids)
Biological process (GO): regulation of telomere maintenance via telomerase; telomere capping
Cellular component (GO): chromosome, telomeric region; nuclear telomere cap complex
Molecular function (GO): G-rich strand telomeric DNA binding; telomerase inhibitor activity
Source: RefSeq, a predicted model, not a curated record